GGGGUUACGCUAGGCCCCGCCCUGGCCCCGCCCAUCACCGGAAAUGAGGCAGCGGAAGUAGUAAAAAGCUCUCCGAGGGAGGCGGGAGCGCCGCGGAGGUUCCUGGCUGGUGGGAUGGCAGAUGAAGAAGAGGAUCCCACCUUUGAGGAAGAAAGUGAAGAAAUUGGAGGAGGUGCAGAAGGUGGACAGGGUAAAAGAAAGAGACUUUUUUCUAAAGAAUUACGGUGUAUGAUGUAUGGGUUUGGAGAUGACCAGAAUCCUUAUACUGAGUCAGUAGAUAUUCUUGAAGACCUUGUCAUAGAAUUCAUCACUGAAAUGACUCAUAAGGCAAUGUCAAUUGGAAGACAAGGUCGGGUACAAGUUGAAGAUAUCGUCUUCUUGAUUCGAAAGGACCCAAGAAAGUUUGCUAGGGUUAAAGACUUGCUUACUAUGAAUGAAGAAUUGAAACGCGCUAGAAAAGCAUUUGAUGAAGCAAACUAUGGAUCUUGACACCUUUUGUACUUUCUGAAGCUUCAUUAUCUUCUGGGGAAACCAUACUUAGUAACUAUAUUUUCCACAGUAAGGCCCUGCCUAAUACCUAACCAUGUGAAUGAAAAAUGGAGAACCACAAAGUUUUCAGGCUUUAUUUUCACGUUUUCAAUUUUAGAGUGAUAUAUGAGCCUUUAAUUGCCUGCCAUUAUAUUACCCUACUUGAAUUACAUAUUAGGUUUUAAUGACCACAUGUAAGUCAAAGUACCUUUGGUUUGCAAACCAUUCAGUUUCUUCUGACUCUUGACCAUCUCAAUGAAUUAAUAUUUGUGUACUUGUGCCAUUGUAGGUUGUACUGUAGCUGUUUAAUAUGUGAAAUCUAAAUGGCACCUUUGACUUUGAUAGCUAAGAUGUGUUUCAUGUAUUUCUAAAGCUUUUAGACCACAGUAGUGUAAGUUGUUAAAAGAUGGUGAACUGGGUUUGUGUUUCUUUUAAGGAGGAAAUGAUAUUAGAAAAUACAGCCUUUUGUAGGAGUGUUUAUUUGUCUUAAGAUAAUUUGUUUUAAUAUUCUACUUUAGAUAACAAGAGUGAUUUAAUUUUUUAUUUUUUCAGAAACUAAGAAUUUCCUAUGAAUGGUUCUGUGUUGGAAGACAUACUGGAUUAAAAAUCUUUGGGGUUUAUAACAUACUGUUUGUCAGGUUUUAAAAGACCUCAUUUCCCCAGGUCAGAUUAAAACUUCUGAAAGUGCUUUCAGUAGCAGGAAUGGCAUUGCUGAAAAAGUUGAUGGCAGAUAAGCAUUUGGGGUAGUGUUUUAUUAACAUAUUUGUUAGUAUUUAUUUAUUAUGAAAAUGUAUACUUGACUAAAACCAUGUGUGGCUAUGGAAACCACUUUUGUAGUUCAGGAUAUACAAGUUUGUGUGUAUUUAGCUCAUUGUGUUAGUCUUGCAUUUAGCUGAAAGUAAGGAUUAAAAUUGCAUUUAAAGGGAUCGCUGGAUAUUACUCUUUGUGAAACUGAAUGUUUUGUGUGUCGCUUAUAAGCAUUAUCUAUGAAUCAGUACUUAGGAAGAUUUCACUUUCUUAACCUAUCAAUAUAGAGAAUAAAGUAUGAAAAAUUAAAAAGA
Molecule: messenger RNA, 1589 nt
Organism: Cervus elaphus (red deer)
Lineage: Eukaryota; Metazoa; Chordata; Mammalia; Artiodactyla; Cervidae
Gene: TAF13
Product: TATA-box binding protein associated factor 13
Exons: 4
Coding region: 115-489 (124 amino acids)
Biological process (GO): transcription by RNA polymerase II
Cellular component (GO): transcription factor TFIID complex
Molecular function (GO): protein heterodimerization activity
Source: RefSeq, a predicted model, not a curated record